Molecule: messenger RNA, 5853 nt
Organism: Loxodonta africana (African savanna elephant)
Lineage: Eukaryota; Metazoa; Chordata; Mammalia; Proboscidea; Elephantidae
Gene: ANKRD31
Product: ankyrin repeat domain 31
Exons: 27
Coding region: 37-5772 (1911 amino acids)
Molecular function (GO): protein binding
Source: RefSeq, a predicted model, not a curated record
GAAGUAGGGGGAAAAGACUCUGAGUGCGAGGCGAAGAUGGAGGAAGGCGCCCAGGCCCCAGACUGGGACAGUGAUGAAACCAUGAUAGAGGAGUCGGUGACGGAGAGCGACCUGGAAGAAGAGGAGCUGCCCUGGAGAAGGUUGCUCUUUGAUCAAGACAUAUCUCUUAGAUCUGAGUCCAGUCUCCAUGCUGGGAUAAGUGGAAUGUGGAAAGGCAUGCCUUCUCCUGAGAUUCAACUUGGGUUUAAACCCAGAGAGUGUCCACAAGAGCAAAGGAGUAGCAGGAAGAUGAUGCCUGUUCUUAGUGAGGAUACAAUACUUCAAUCUGAAGAUAAAAUGGAACAAAAUCAAGCCCUAUUACAGACCAGAACAAAGUGUCCAGUGUUUACUGUGUCGGUUCCACAGACUGGACUUUCACCGAGCCACCAACACAUCCAAGGGCCUGAGGCUGAAAAUACUGAAGUUUUGCCAAACACAAAAAAGGCUCUAAGUGGAGAUGGAGACUCUCCGGAAAUUAGCCUUCUCUCAGGUACUAGCAUUACAGGGUCUGGUAUGGUUGCUGUGAAAGAGAAGUCAUUAACAGAGCCAGAGAAGAUAGCAGCACAAAAUACCUUUUCUGAGCCUGUAAAGAAAGUCACAUUGACCAUGACAUCUGAAGAAAACAAAGAUGAAGAAAGCUCUCUGGAAACAUUUGUAUCUGCCUUAGAAAGGUUACUAACAUCACCAGAAAGCACCCAGGAAGAAAGAUCAUUUCAAAUAAUGAGUGAUUUUGAACCUAGAGAGUUGUUGAACUCAUUGAGUGACCCUCUGAUUUCCACACAAACCUCCUUGGAUGCCUUGUGGGCAAGUCACAGAGAUGAACUAGAAAACACGGAGGAUAAUGCAUUGCCAGCUGAGUUGGUAGCAGCCUUGAACACAUUGUCGAAUGUCACAGCGGGACCCAUCUGUCACAUAAAAGGAGGAGGCAGCACUCCUGGUACUGGAAAUGAAUGUUUAGGAGUGGAGCUCAGUGUGUCUCAGACUAAUGAAGGUUGUUCACAAAUAGCAGAGACUCCAGAAGGCCCAGAUGCAUUUGGGUUGCAAACUUUGGCUCAUCAAAAUGUCACCUCUCAUGAUCAACUAAAUAAUAAGGGAGAUUCAAAUCCAGUGGAAAAUACCUCUGACCAGGAAACUCCAUGUGUGUUAAGGAGAUCGUCGAGACUGAAAAAACUGAAAGUAGACAAAGCUGGAAAGCACACACAUGAUAUGUAUAAGAUCCCAGAGAAAAUCUUACCGAAAGUACUUAGCUGUGAGCAUCGAACAAACAGCAAAUCUUUAACUAAGACUUCUAGCAUGCCGGAUUCUGCUUUAAGGACCAAAGGUGAAGGGAAGACUGUACAUUCAUUUAAACUCAAGAGUGGAGAACAGAUCAGGAAAAAUAAAAAAUUUGCAGCAAAAAAUGGAAAAAUGAAGAUGAGUAAGAUGUCUCUUUCCAGUAUUAACCGGAAAAACAUUUUUGGAGAGAACUUACUGUAUAGGGCUGCUCUGCAAAAUGAUGUUGACCUUGUUCAUCAUUGUAUAAAAAGAGGUGGAAAUGUAAAUCAGCCAAGUUAUGCUGGUUGGACAGCACUUCAUGAAGCUAGUGCAGCAGGAUUUUAUCAGGUAGCAAGUGAACUAUUAAAAGGUGGAGCAGAUGUAAACAUCAAAGGAAAGUACCAGAUUACCCCCCUGCAUGAUGCUGUGAUGAGUGGACAUUAUAAGGUGGCAGAGUUACUUCUCCUGAAUGGAGCUGAUCCAUUAUUUAGAAAUGACAGUGGAAAGUGUGCUUUGGAUGAAGCCAAGGAUUUAUGUAUGAAGCGUCUUCUUGAGAGAUACGUUCCUAAACAUCAAAAACGUCUUACAUGGGCUCAAAGGAAUAGCACUGACCCACUAGACGUAGAGGAUUUACACCAAUACAAGAAACCAAAAUUCAGUUCUAAAAAUUGUGUUUGGUUUGUUAAUGAUGAAAAUUCCAACAGACUGAAGCAAGAACAUGUAAAAGUCAAUAAAGGAAGCAAAGAGGCUUUAUUUAUAAAUAAAGAAGAUAUAUAUGAAUAUUACCAAAAAGAUUCCAGAAACACAAAAUUUGGUAAAUCCAAGCAAAAUCAAUCAACCGUUGACCAAAUACACUCUAAAGGAUUCAGAAGGGACAAUCUCUGUAAUGUCAGAGAUCCCAGCACAAAUGUGUCUGAUGAUAAAGGAAGAAGAAACAGACAGCAUAAAAAACCUCAAGAGGAUGAUGGCGACUGCAGUCCAAGAAAGACAAUAGCUGUCACUUCUUCCAGAAGAAUAAACAGAUUGGUUCUGCAUCAGCAGCAUACUCUCCAAACCCUGGCUGGCCUUCCAGAAGAGUCAUGUAAACCUUCCAGCCCAGCCCUCUCAAGCCUGACAAAUGACGUAGGUGACAAUGUCACGACUUGUUCAAUUUCCAAAGAAACACAUACUCAGAGCUUAGAUUUAGAUUUAUCGGAUAAUCAAGAAGCACAGUUCUUGGAAUUAGAAUCCAUUGACCAAACUGAAGUUUCUUUCUCAGACCAGUCCCCCUACACUGACAAAACAUGGUCCAUAAGCCCUUAUAAAUUUCAUGAAAAUAGGAACUCAGGUAAAAAAUAUGAGAACUUUAAUAAGUGGGAAAAUUCUGUCCCAUCCAUUAUAAAGGGAAGCAGUAAUGAUGAUGAUGGUGGUGAUGGUUGCAGUACUGAGAAGGCUGUGACAUGUAAAGAGGUGAUAUGUUCUACAGAUUGCAAAAUCUACUAUAAUUGUGAAAAGACUGUAACAAAUAGAGAGGAAAUGUAUUUUCAACGGCCUUUGCCUUCUGAGCACUGUUUUUCACAGGAAAAUGAGUUAAAAGCAGGCAGCCUAACCAUAACUCCACAACAGGAAGCUGUUACUUUUUCUGAUUCAGAAAAUACAGUAAUUUCUGAACAACAUGUUGCAGAUCGCGAACAAUACAUGUAUGGAAUUUCUUUUGAUCACUCACCUGGCAAUCCUGAACAAACUUCCCUGGCUUAUACAAGAACACUUGCAAUACAUGAAGCUUCAGAGCUGGCUGGUCACAUGGAACUAUUCAAAAGGCCUCAGGAUUAUAGCCCCAGAGCACCAGCUUCUUUAACGAAUCAAACAGAAACACAUAUUGUGGAAAAGAUGAAUGAGAAACAAGACCUUAAAAGGAAUUACACUGACAAAGAUCAAAAAACAUGUUAUUCAAAUGGGCCUUUAUCUGCAAUUGCUCAUUCUCAAGUAAUAGAAACAACUAAAAUUGAAAAAAGGGGACAAGACCUUCCAGAGAGCGAGACUAUACAUAAUGUAGAUUUUCAUUCCACUGACAAUAUGAAUAAAGAAUUGAUCAACAACUCACAACUUAAUCAAAGAGGAGAGAAAGAAAUGUCUCCCAAACCAGAUGAGGAAUUAGCUAAUAAUGGAGAGGAAAGUACUAUAAGAAAUGGUGAGAAGAAAAAAGAAAAAUCAGAUUCAGAAAUUCACAUGCCUACUGAUACCCAAGUUCAGAAUUUGAAAAACAGACAAAAUUUGUUGAAAGCUACCUGCAGCCAAGAAGUGAAAACAACCGGGAUCGAUAAGAGGAAUGCUAAAGGGGAAAGUCGACUUCAUUUGGCAGCCAGAAGAGGAAAUUUGUCUCUGGUGAAAGCACUAAUAGAAUCUGGAGCAGAUGUGAAUCUAAAAGAUAAUGCAGGUUGGACACCACUUCAUGAGGCAUCUAGUGAGGGAUUCAGUGACAUAGUUGUGGAGUUAUUAAAAGCUGGUGCUAACGUUAAUAGUGAAAAUCUAGAUGGAAUUCUGCCCUUACAUGAUGCUGUUAUAAACAAUCAUCUAAAGGCAGCUGAGAUUCUAUUACAACAUGGAGCAAACCCUAAUCAAAAAGAUCAGAAACAGAAGAGUGCUUUGGAUGAAGCAGAUGAUGAAAAAAUGAAAGAGCUACUAAAAUCUUAUGGUGCUAUUGAGACUGGUAAUAGAGAUGAGAGUGAUAUUGUAAAAAGUCCUGCUGUCCGGUCAAAAAAACAUAAGCAGUGUGUUUGUGAUGACUACAAAACUGUUGAUCCACCUUCCCUUUCACACCAAGAAAAAAUAAGAGGAAGCCUUCCUGUGCAUCAUACCAUCAGUGCCAUUCUACAAGAUAUAGAAGAAAAACAAGAAAAGUUAUUAGCAUUUGAAAUAAGAACCUCUGAAGAUGCAGAACAAUACACUGAAAAGAUGUUACAGAUCAAAGAGGUGAUGGAUAGUGUGCUUGCCAAGCAGAAGGCGGAGAGGGAUGAUCUAGCUAAGAAAUACAGGGUGUCCAUAGAGUCGUUUAAGCAUGGAGCUCUGAGAGAACAACUGGCUAACUUGGCCACAAGACAAAAGAGUCUUUUAGUUGUGGCAAAAAAACAGAGAAAUAUAAGGCUGAAAAUUCAAAACUAUAAGAAUGUCACAUCAUUGUCUGGACUUAGCUUGAGGAAGCUGCCAUCUAGCCCAGAGAUCUCUAAGGAAAAGGACCCCAAAAAGCUUACCAUUCUGGAAAAAUCAGUAGAGCCCCAAUCAGAUUCACUUUCCCCUGCCAACGUUGUUUGUAGAAACAUGCAGGAAGCAGAGUUGCCUCUGGAAACUUGCAUUACAGUUCAGAAUGACAGCCAGAAUACCAAUAUUUGCCUAAAUUCAGAGAUAGUGAGAAGGGAAGAAUUUUCUGGAAAUGAGCAGAAUUCUAAACAAAAUGUCCAUGACUAUACCUUGGAUGGGUUAUCAAAAUCCAGUCAUUUAGAUGGCACUGAGAAGAUUAAAUUACCAUCACAAUCUAUUGCUUUUAUUGCUCAAGUAGGUUAUUCACAAAAAGAAAAUGAUUUUAUAAAAACUACAGCCAAAGAGUGUGAAUCCUGUGGCCCUUCCACAGUCACUGGUGCUUUAAAUAUUUCACCAGAAAUCACAAGUGUACUUGCCCAAAAGGAUGCCCAUCCAACGACUAUUAUUUGUGAUCAAGCCCUUUCCAGUUACGAUCCAAAAACAAGAAACAAAACAGCUUCCCAGCAACCACCUAGGGCUGCAUCAGAAUCUCUGGCACAUCAGAGAACUACUGUCUUCGAUAGUGAUACUGUACAUCAGAUGAAAUCAUAUCUUAAAAAAUCGGCUUCUACUGUUCCAUGUGCCAAUGACAGUCAAAUCAUUGGGUCUGGCCGUCAACAUACUACAAAAAAGCCUUUAAACUACAGCACAGCUCCUAGAAAGAAACGUAUGCAGAUAAAGGAUCUGAUACUACUGGGAAGAAUUAAUCCUGGAAAUAACAUUCUGGAAUUCAAAACACAGGAGGCUACCCACAAAGCCAGUAUUUUAUUGAGUGGUAAAAUUAAGGUAGAAAAUGGUCAGAUUUAUCAAAACCCAGUCACCUGGCUCAAAGAUCUCCUAGGAGGCGACAGUUCUGUGACCUGGAACUAUGCUUGGAGUAAGGUAACAUAUCUUGGAAGAGAGCUUUUAAAAUAUGUUUCUGAAGAAGUACCCAUGCCUCCAGAACCAAACCUGGUACCGCAGCAAUGUCGACUUUCUCUUCGAGAAGUACCCUGUUUAGAUGACCCAGCACAAGAACCAAGCAAAAACAUAUCAGAAAAAGUGAAAUUUGGACAGGGAACUUACAGAGAGCCAAUGCAGAGUAACCCACAUUAUCUACAAAUAAAUGAAAUACUAUUAAUCAGCGAUCAAGAAUUUCUCCCAUGCCAUAUAAUGGAUCAGCAUUGGAAGUUCUAUGCAGAAUGUGAGGAACUAACAUUCUAAAGCCCUGUGUUCUUACUUAUAUAUUAGGUAUUUGUUCAUAUUAAUAACAUUUCAUAUUUUGUCUUGUGUGGUCUGGUGUGC